UAUAGAAUAAUUGAAAUUCGUUUCAAUUUCCAUAUCAGUCUUUACUGAAAAGGAAAAGUUAAGUUUGCCUAUAUUGAAAUUAUCAUUACAUAUCUCUAAUGGCGCCUGGCAGGAAAUCUGCGGCUAAAAGAACGACCAACCAACAUUCCGGGGCGAAUACAAAGAAGUCUCGACCUAACGAUGAGACCACAAGCGCUGGAAAUGAUGCUACCGAAGUUUCUUCUGAACAAGCCUCUGCAGCUGGCAACCCCAUUCUAUUAGAUCCCUUAUUUGCCAAACACCUCAACCUGCCAGACAAACAAGAAAUACCUGUAUAUAAGGACUAUUCCUGCACACUCACCCGAGCUGACAUUGCGAUAAACAGGAAUGAAUUUUAUGUGAUACAAAUGACCAAAGUCGAAGAAAAAUACCAUGUGUGCUUUCGAUAUGGACGAGUGCGAAAUAUUUGCAAGAGACAAAACGGAGAGAGUAACCUGCAGGCCACCAAACGGACUAACCGGCAACCAAAACCGAGACUGCAGGUUAUUUCAUGCGCAUCAGAAGCCGAGGCAGAGAAAGUGUUUUGCAAGAAGUUCAAGGAAAAAACCGGCAACGAAUGGGAAAACCGAAGCGCGUUUGUUACGAAGCCUAACAAAUACACAUUGUUGGAAAUAGAUCUGUUGAGCGCAAACUCCACAGCUGAGACUAGCGACGACGACUCCAGCUCAGCGCCCAUCGAUGGAUUAAAUUUUGACCCCCAAGAGAUGCCCCUAGGACAACUCAGCAACAACCAGAUAUUAAAGGGUCUGGAGGCGCUCAAGGACGUCUUAAAGGACGGGCAGAGCCAAAAAACGAAGAUUGAGGCAAUGAGUCGCUUCUACAUGUAUUACCCUUGCGACGUCGGGGGGAAUGAUAAGAAACUGCUCCUACCGUCGCCUGCGGGAAAUAGUAAGAAACUGCUCCUACCGUCGCCUGCGGCCAUCAAGGAGCUGGAAAAGGCGUUAGAGCUCAUACUCGACAACAGAAGCCGGUCAACAUAAAAAAUCAAUGCAAAGUAUGAGUCGACCCAAGACAUUUCAAAGAUGGAGAAAAUUUAACAAUGCCAUGUGACAAGAAGUGAAAUACAAGUGGACGUAAUCCGCGGGAAAAUUGGGUUAACACAUAUUCAGUAUUUUUUCCAACUCAGCUGCUGGAGGAACAUCUGUGGCCCACAAAAGUUACAAGCGAAUGGGUAGAAAAUUGAGCCUGCGGCAUUGAAUGCAGCUUCAUAAGCGUUUCUACGUCUCAGCUCAUAAGUUUUAUCUUUAACUCCACAACGGUUCUUGAUUCGCUCAAGCUCAACCCGAUUCCCCAAUUCUGCUUCAACGUGAUUGUUAGUUUAAAGUUCAGUUUUUAUAAGGAUUUAUUUUCAUUCAACACUGAUGAAAAUACAUAUCUCUUAAUUAAUAUUGCUUAAUUUAUAUGAUUAACUUGUAUGUAUGUGGGACCAAAAUAAUAUAUAUCCACACUCGCUAAAUUCUGCUGGCAGCAUUGACUAUUUGAGUUAGGUGUAAAUGCGGUCUUCAGCUUAACGUAUUAUUUUGUGAUUUCUUAUUAUAUUUAUUUUAGAAUUAAGAAGUAUCUAUAACUGUAAAACCUUUUCAUGUGCUCAAAUUAAAAAAAAAUUGAACUCGCAUGAUAGAUUAUAAAAGAAGCUCUGAUAUACAAGAAGUAACGAAGGGAACAAAACCCAUACUAGAGCAACCCUUAACUUAAAUAGCAACCCGUAACACCUAAACUUCUAACCACUAUUAUAGGGUUCAUGGCUGCAUCAUAGUUCAAAUCAGCAAAAGCUGUCUCCUUUCGAUAUGAAGACGUCUGAUGACACCAACAAUAAACGACCAAAAAAUUAAAAUGAAACAUUAAACUCUAGUGG
Molecule: messenger RNA, 1894 nt
Organism: Hyalella azteca
Lineage: Eukaryota; Metazoa; Arthropoda; Malacostraca; Amphipoda; Hyalellidae
Product: protein mono-ADP-ribosyltransferase PARP3
Exons: 7
Coding region: 99-1019 (306 amino acids)
Molecular function (GO): NAD+ poly-ADP-ribosyltransferase activity
Source: RefSeq, a predicted model, not a curated record